AGAGAGAGAGAGAGAGAGAGAGAAUGGGGAGCAAUACACUGGUGGGAUUUCAGGACCAUCUGAAAUUAGCGAGGGAAUAUGCUCUUGAAGGGCUGUAUGAUACUUCGGUAAUCUUCUUUGAUGGCGUUAUUGCUCAGAUCAACAAGCAUCUUAGUUCAGUAGAUGACCCUUUAAUGCGUGCAAAAUGGAUGAAUGUGAAAAAAUCCCUUACUGAGGAAAUAGAAGUUGUGAAGCAGUUAGAUACAGAGAGAAAAGCUUUUAAGGAAAUACCCAUGGGUCGACGUGCAGCUUCUCCUCCAAUUCAUGCUAAAUCAUCAUUUGUUUUUCAACCGUUAGAUGAGUAUCCAACUUCUUCAGCUCCUUCCAUGGAUGAUCCUGAUGUCUGGAGGCCGCCAAGUAGGGACUCUGCAAGUAGAAGGCCUGCAAGGGCUGGUCAAGUUGGUAUGAGGAAGUCACCACAGGAUGGGGCUUGGGCUCGUGGUUCCACCAGACCAAAUACUACCACUCGUGGUGCAAAGGCUGGUGGUCCAAGUCGUGUUAACUCUGGUGCCCGUGCGGCAACUACUGGAAAGAAAGGCUCUAGUACUACUGGUAAAUCUAGCAAGACGGAUUCUGCAAAUGGUGACGAUGAGGGAAAUUCUAAGAAGGGACAGUAUGAGGGACCUGAUCCUGAUCUAGCUGCUAUGCUCGAAAGAGAUGUGUUGGAAACUAGUCCAGGAGUGAGAUGGGAUGAUGUUGCUGGCCUGAGUGAAGCAAAAAGACUUCUGGAGGAAGCUGUUGUUCUUCCCCUGUGGAUGCCAGAAUAUUUUCAGGGAAUAAGGAGACCAUGGAAAGGAGUCCUAAUGUUUGGCCCUCCUGGGACUGGGAAGACAUUGCUUGCGAAAGCUGUGGCAACUGAGUGUGGCACAACCUUUUUUAAUGUUUCUUCUGCCACCUUGGCUUCAAAAUGGCGUGGGGAGAGUGAGCGCAUGGUCCGGUGCCUGUUUGAACUUGCAAGAUCUCAUGCACCAAGUACUAUCUUCAUUGAUGAAAUUGACUCCCUAUGUAAUGCUCGUGGGGCUUCUGGUGAGCACGAAUCAUCCAGAAGAGUGAAGUCAGAACUUUUAGUUCAGGUAGAUGGUGUAAACAAUAGUUCCUCCAGUGAAGACCGUAAGAUAGUGAUGGUUUUGGCUGCAACAAACUUCCCGUGGGACAUUGAUGAGGCACUUAGGAGGAGGCUUGAAAAGCGUAUUUAUAUUCCUCUUCCUAAUUUUGAGAGCAGAAAGGAGCUUAUCAGGAUAAAUCUAAAAACUGUUGAGGUGGCUCCUGAUGUGGAUAUCGAUGAUGUUGCUCGCCGGACAGAAGGAUAUAGUGGGGAUGAUCUAACAAAUGUCUGCAGAGAUGCUUCCUUGAAUGGAAUGAGACGUAAAAUUGCUGGAAAAACUCGCGAUGAGAUUAAGAAUAUGGCCAAGGAUGAUAUUUCAAAGGACCCUGUUGCCAUGUGCGACUUUGAAGAAGCAUUGAAGAAGGUACAGCGAAGUGUUUCUGCUGCUGACAUCGAACGGCAUGAGAAGUGGUAUUCAGAAUUUGGGUCUGCAUAAAUUUCACGCUAUGAUGAAGAUAGUAAUGGAUUCACCACUUUCCAUUCUGCAGAGUGAUUUGUUUUUUUAAAUUUUGUUUUCUGAUAAUCAUUGUGUUGUCUCGGUGUGACUAAUAGUAAUCCAACUGCAGCCUUCUAUACACUUGUAAUCCCUUGCUUCCCUUAACCACUGUUUCUGUGCAGCUUUAUCAUUUACGAAGAAGUUUUAAGUUUUCAUUGACAUUCAACAAUGAAUUGUAUUAUUUUAGAUCUGUUAAUGUUGCCAUCAAUUCACGCCAUGAAAUUAGUUUUGAAGGAUUAUCUUGAACUAGCAUUGAUUUAUAUAAUACUUGUGUUUGCUGGUUUAUGUAUUUUUUUUUUCCAUACAAUUUUAAAUGUGGGUUUUCUCUAUGUAUCUAACUGGAGGUUGAGCAUUAUUGGUGACACCACCAAUCCUGGUCUCUAAUAGAAAAACCCGCUGCCAAAGAUGUGUGUGGGUGGGUGGUUGGGGUGGAGGGUGUUCAUUCAGUUUUAAAUAGUGGAAUAGCUCUUCACAGUCUUUAGCAACAGAAACAAUGGAGGAAGGGUUCAAUCUCUGCAUCCUCAUCUCCAUUUCUUUUCAAUUCCUUCUUCCAACCAGUGGAAUUCUGAACAAGUCAAAUGAGCUGGUUUCAUACUCAGCACGAGGUACCGCUGUGUGCUCAGUCAUAAAUUGUGGGCAAGGAACUUGCAAGGCAUCUAAUGCUUCAUUUCUUGGUUUCGAUAUGCGUGCAGUUCUGGUUGGAGGAAACUCCAAAUUGGUCUCUUCACCUUCCCAUUCCCUUAUUGUAUUCUUCCCAACUGUAAGAAUCUCUCUCUCUCUGUCCCUAUCUAUCUAGACACGCAAACAUCUGCAAACCCACAUGCAUUCUACAGAUUGUAUCUUACAAUAACAGAUGCAUAAUUAGGUAGUUAAUAUGCCUUCUUAUU
Cucurbita pepo subsp. pepo (vegetable marrow) is the source of this 2527-nucleotide messenger RNA. The record is from RefSeq and is a predicted model, not a curated record. Lineage: Eukaryota; Viridiplantae; Streptophyta; Magnoliopsida; Cucurbitales; Cucurbitaceae.